Messenger RNA from Rhagoletis pomonella (apple maggot), 1732 nucleotides. RefSeq names its product putative polypeptide N-acetylgalactosaminyltransferase 13. Lineage: Eukaryota; Metazoa; Arthropoda; Insecta; Diptera; Tephritidae. The record is from RefSeq and is a predicted model, not a curated record. The transcript has 7 exons. The coding region runs from base 1 to 1725 and encodes 574 amino acids. Gene Ontology annotation, cellular component: Golgi apparatus.
AUGAAGGCUAAGACGCGACGCUGGCCACCUAUGCUGAUACUUACCACCGCGUCACUAUUGCUGGCGUGCCUAUUCUGCGGCUUGCAGUUCAUCGAGUACGAAUAUGCGGAUUUUGACAGCAGAGCAGAGCAGACGCAAUUUCACACGCAGGUAUUUCCCGCCGCUGUGGUGCGUGUGCGCGUUUCUGAUGCAUUAGCGGUGCGUGAGUUCAUUGCUGCAGCGUCAAAUAGCGCACCGGCGCACCCUUGGGAGUUUUAUCAAUACAAUGUGCGACGCAGCAAUGCAAUUGGCGCCUUUCGCGCCUUACCCGACACACGUGACACCAGUUGCACCACACGCCGAUACCACCUGACUGCUGCUCAGCUCGUGCGCUCACGCGUCUCCAUAAUCAUUGCCUUUCAUAACGAAGCGCGCUCCGCCCUCAUACGUACCAUUAUGACGCUGUAUCUGCGCACACCACCCCGCCAUCUAUACGAGCUGAUACUGAUCGAUGACUGCAGUGAAGAUAGUGCGUAUACGCCCUGGCAGCGCAUGUACAUAAAUGCCAAUUUUAUUUUCUUUUCCAUUUUUCGUUCCAUAGUUGAAUUGUUGCCUGCACUGCUUCGCCUCCAGCUGCCACCAUUUAUGCGCGAUUUUUCAUCCUCAGCGACCGCGAAAUCUUCUCGCACGCACACCAGGUCAGCGCCGUCUGCCGCCUCACCGCAAGUUACAAUUAAAACAGCGCGUAAUAAGCAGCGCUCGGGUGUGAUUGCAUCACGUAUUCGUGGCGCCCGUCUUGCCACCGGCGACUAUUUACUCUUUCUCGACAGUCAUUGUGAGGUUAAUAUUGGUUGGCUGGAGCCACUGCUGGAGCGCGCGGCUGAGGCCGCCGGCGAUGGCGUGAUUGCCGUCAGUCCCGUGCUGGACGGCAUUGAUACCGAGUCAUUGGCGUAUACGGCGAGUUCCAACCAUCUCAUGGGUGGUUUCGAUUGGAAUUUACAUUUUCAUUGGAUACGGCGACCACAAUCAACACAAUCACUGCAACAACAACAGCGACAACAACAUUUCGCUCAAAAUGUCAACGCAAAAACCGCAUAUUUACGAGAUUCUGGUCGGGAGGACAAGCUAUUUGGUGAAGCGCGAAUGCGACGCAACACAAAUACCGCCGCAAUGGCAUUCAAAAGCCCAACUGUUGCCGGAGGAAUUUUCAUGAUCACUCGUGAUUGGUUUUUUAAAUUGAAUGGUUUCAAUCCAUUGCUGGAGACUUGGGGUGGCGAGUCCAUUGAAUUCUCCAUUAAAUUGUGGCUUUGUGGCGGUCAAAUCGAGAUUGUGCCAUGCAGCCGAGUCGGACAUAUUUUUCGCAAAGAGCAUCCAUUUCGUUUUCCCAAUGGCAGUGAUAGUCAGACAACGUAUCUAAGGAAUUCAAAAAUCAUCGCCGAGUCUUGGCUGGACGCUUACAAAUACUUUUUCUACGCUUCCAAGCCGGCAGCCAAGCAUAUCUCCGUUAACCAGACCGACAUACAGCUCAGCUAUCAACUAAAAAGUGCACUCAAUUGCCGGCCAUUCUCCUGGUAUUUGCUGCAUGUUUUCCCACAACUCAAGUGCGUAAGCCAAAUCCUUCUCUCAACACGUCACACUUUAGUACAGAUAUGUAUGUAUGUAUAUUCGCACAAGCAACACUGUGUUUUCAUUUGUUUCAGUAAGCAUUGCUCAUCACCAUUUUCUUCCAUCAAAACUCGUCAGUAAUCUGCUU